GGCCGUGCGUCUGACCGGGAGCAGAGAAACGACCGAGCUGCAGCAGACACUUGGACAUUACACUGUACACACCACGACAACAACAACAACAACAGUCGGUGCGCCGUGAACGCAGCACAGCAGCAGGACCGAAUCCACGCAGUUAUUUUCUAGCUGAGGCAAAGAGGAGAGUCAAAGUUUGGUGGAAAAUGCAGUCCGUGUACCAGCACCUCAUCAGCCUGCUGUUCGUCUUCGGCAGCCUGCACGUUGACCAGCUGACGGAGGGCUGUUCGUGCGCCCCGUGGCAUCCGCAGGACGCCUUCUGCAACUCCGAGAUAGUGAUCCGGGCUAAAGUGGUGGGAAAGAAACUCCUGCGGGAUGGACCUUUUGGAACCAUGCGGUACACAGUCAAGCAAAUGAAGAUGUACAAAGGCUUCGACAAAGUGCAGCACGUGCAGCACAUUUACACCAGCGCCUCAGAGAGUUCCUGUGGCGUGAAGUUCGACAUCAACAAGUACCAGUACCUGAUCACAGGGCGAGUGUACAACGGCAAGGUUUACACCGGACUGUGCAACUUCAACGAGCAGUGGGAUCGACUCUCUUUGGCUCAGAAGAAAGGCAUCAACCAUCGGUACCAGCUGGGCUGCAACUGCAGGAUUAAAGCCUGCCGCUACCUGCCCUGCUUUGUGACAUCCAAGAACGAGUGCCUAUGGACGGACAUGCUGUCGCACUUCGGCAACUCCGGCUACCAGUCCAGGCACUACGCCUGCAUCCAACAGAAGGAGGGCUACUGCAGCUGGUACCGAGGCAUGACCGCCCGCGACAAAACCAUCAUAAACGCCACCGACCCCUGAGUAUGGACACUGCCUUGCCUGAAACCCACUGUUGCGUCCCUAACUCCGUCCCUCCCCCUGAUCACCUCGCAGAGUAUUUCGGGACUCUUAAAGCUGGCUGGUCUGGAGGACUGCUCCUCCUGAAGAAGCGUAAACGAUAAAAGAUUGAAUCUAUUUCUAUGCCUGUUUAGUGGAACACCUUAUAGAAAUCAAUACCUCUGUGGUUCUGCAGAGGCCCAAUUAAAACGCUUCAGUGGUUCCAGUCCACUCUUCAUAGAUAAGAACAGCGUGCAGAGUACUAUUUAGCCUUUAAAUAUCUUUCAUUUGAUUUCAUUGCCUUAUGCAGGAUGGAUAAACUCAUUAUAAAAUUAUUGUUGUCACUGCUUCGGGACGACCAAAGGAAACGCAUCAGAAAUUGGCCAUAAAGCUAUUAGCUAUGGUGUAAUAAUAAUUGGAUGUAAUUAGCAUCUCAUGAUCCCCGGCAGAAAUGACACCAGAAAUGUUUAGCUUCAAAAUGACUUAAUCCUCUAUAAUGAUUGUGUUCAGUUUUUCUGUAAUCUGUCUGUCCCACGGACGGUCGUGGAUUCGACCGAUUAUGCGAAUCCCACACGGCAAUUUUGCUCUCCGACCACUGACAAGAAUCUGCAACAGUGCACAGUAAACGUCAUGCGUUACAGCGGCACCACAGGGAGGAGCUAAUUUCCCUCGGAGGUGGCGAUAUUUUUUUUUUUUUUUGCUGUAUAUAACAUAAGCUAAAGAAACCUCUGUAUUACAUUUAUUUAUGGUGAAUGCAUUAGUGGUAUUUCUGCAAAAAAAAAAAGACAGGCCAGUAGUGGCUGCGAUCAAGGCCCGUCCUGAAUGAAGAACCAGCAUCUGCAAAUUAUAUAUCACGGUACUUUUUAUGCUUGAUUAUAGUCGACUGGUGGUAACACUCCACCGAGUACAGUAAGAACAGAGGUUUCGGGUAAAAAAAAAAAAAGAUUUAUUUUGUAAGUCUAUAUUCAAUUUUUUUAUUUAACUAUUUGAAAUGGACAUCAUUAUAUAUAUACAUAUAUAUAUAUAUAUGAAAAUAAUGAUAAUAUGUCACGCUCCCUUGUUUGUACACGUGGGAAUGAUCACGUAUGUUUUUCUUGUCCUGUGCAGUACCUUCAGUCCAUUCCAUUACCAGACACAGAUCUGCCUCACGGUGAGAAGCAGCACAUUUAUCACACAAAUCAACGGUUCUAACACUCCAAACCAAUACUGUUCUGUUCCACGGCGAUGUCAACACUCAUAUUCAUUCCAUGCCGGCACAAAUGUUCCAACCACGUACAACUCUCUGACGUAUUCGGUGGGGGGAGUGGUUAGAGAGAAUUUGUAUUUGAGUAUGACAAUCUUCUAGUUUGAAUUUACUCACAAUUUUCUGACUGAAACCUGCGCCUUUUUAGUUGAACACAACACUGAUUUACCAGCAGAAAUUGAAGAAAAAUACACACAAAGAUCUUCAACAGCUCUAAGUCUCUUUUGUUUUGUUUUUAUGGCCAUCUGCUACACCCUAGUGUCGCAUAGACAAACAAAAACAAAUUAUUUGCAGUAAAUAAAUAAUAGUUUUCAGACCAAUUAGGUGAAAUUGGAUAAUUAUCCAUGGUCCACCUGAUGAUCCCUCAUGGCCCACAAAUGUGCCACAGCACAGUGGUUGGGAAUCAUAAAAGUUGACGAUCAGUGAAUGAAAAUAACUUCAUGUGGGAGAAAGUAUUUCUGCUUCUAUUAAAAUAAAAUAAAAAUUCAACAAGGGCAGAAGACGUGACCAAGAGUUCUGGUCCAGAGUCACGAUCAACUCCAUCAGGCUCCGACAGCAGGAUGGAGUUUGUCACGGCGUUUAUUAGCAAUGCGUCAUAGCCUUAUUGAACACAGUUACUGGCUUUGAUACAAAGGCUGUCCCUCCCACUGUGGUAAUUCUGUGUCAGUGUUUUUGUUUUGUGUUUUUGUAAAUACACUGUCUGCUUAACACAGAAAGACUCGGUCAAACUUGAUCCUUAAAAAAAAA
Cynoglossus semilaevis (tongue sole) is the source of this 2838-nucleotide messenger RNA. RefSeq names its product metalloproteinase inhibitor 3. Lineage: Eukaryota; Metazoa; Chordata; Actinopteri; Pleuronectiformes; Cynoglossidae. The transcript is spliced from 5 exons. Gene Ontology annotation, biological process: response to cytokine; negative regulation of endopeptidase activity; response to hormone. Gene Ontology annotation, cellular component: extracellular matrix. Gene Ontology annotation, molecular function: metalloendopeptidase inhibitor activity; protease binding. The record is from RefSeq and is a predicted model, not a curated record. Bases 189 to 833 code for a protein of 214 amino acids.